Molecule: messenger RNA, 1552 nt
Organism: Photinus pyralis (common eastern firefly)
Lineage: Eukaryota; Metazoa; Arthropoda; Insecta; Coleoptera; Lampyridae
Gene: Rab14
Product: ras-related protein Rab-14
Exons: 4
Coding region: 254-901 (215 amino acids)
Biological process (GO): defense response to bacterium; phagosome maturation; Golgi to endosome transport
Cellular component (GO): Golgi apparatus; recycling endosome; phagocytic vesicle
Molecular function (GO): GTPase activity; GTP binding
Source: RefSeq, a predicted model, not a curated record
UAUAUAUGGCUUAACGUUUGAGUUUUGACAGUGUGCAGAAAUAAUUUAUUUCUUUAGAAUUGUACAAAAUUUUGCCAAAUUUUAUGCGAUUUUAGUGCUUAUUUCCAAUUACUUGGUACAGAAUAAAAUCUAAUUGUCUAACUCAAUAUUAACGGUGUAUAAUCGAGUAUUAAAUUCUGUGUAGGUACUUCCACUUCAUUAUUACCAUAAUUUUUUUGAUAUUUCCAAGGAAGAAGCAGAUUAUUUGUUUAAAAUGUCUGCUGGUCCUUAUAAUUAUUCUUACAUAUUUAAAUACAUAAUUAUCGGAGAUAUGGGGGUGGGAAAAUCAUGUCUGCUCCACCAAUUUACGGAAAAGAAGUUUAUGUCUGAUUGUCCGCACACGAUUGGAGUGGAAUUUGGAACUCGUAUAAUUGAAGUGGCGGGCCAAAAGAUUAAAUUACAAAUAUGGGAUACAGCCGGACAAGAGCGUUUUAGAGCAGUUACACGUUCAUAUUAUCGAGGUGCCGCUGGUGCUUUAAUGGUAUACGACAUAACUCGCCGUUCCACCUACAACCAUUUAAGCAGUUGGUUAACCGACACCAGAAAUUUAACUAAUCCCAGUACUGUUAUUUUCCUUAUUGGUAAUAAGUGCGAUUUAGAAGGACAAAGAGACGUAACUUACGAGGAAGCAAAACAGUUUGCGGACGAAAACGGACUUAUGUUUGUGGAAGCCAGUGCUAAAACCGGUCAGAAUGUUGAAGAGGCUUUCCUGGAGACUGCACGUAAGAUCUAUCAAAGUAUUCAAGACGGUCGACUGGAUCUAAACGCAGCAGAAUCGGGUGUACAACAUAAACCUUCCCAACCUGGACGUAAUACAUUAUCAAAUGACCAACAGUUUAACAAAGACAAUUGCGCUUGCUAGUUAAUUUUAAAUAGUCAUAUACGAAUCUCUGAAGCUUUUCAGAAUAUCUUAAUGUAGAGAGACAUUCCAUCCUCUGCAGUAGGAUAUUUUAUAAAUGGGGUUAUACAUUUUUUUCGCACUUGGGAAGGGGGAAAACCGAGCAAGUGGUUCGUUAUCGAUUAGUUAUUUUAGAAAAUAUUUUUAAUACGUUUCCAUUGUUGUUUUUAAAUGUUAGGUAUUUGAUUCUUAUAAAUUGGCAAUUUCACAUUUUUACGCAUACAGAAUUUUUUAAUUUUUGAUUCUGUAAUGUAGAUGUAAGGUUCGAACGAUACAUUUGUUAUCAAAGAUAUAUCAUAUUUGUAUUAUAGGUAUGCCAUUAAUGAAAAAAAUUUAUUUUAAACUAAGAUACUUACUCGGCCUGUUCUGUGUAUUUUAUUUCAGGAAAUUGUUAAUUCACCUAAUUUGUCUAGACUACUCUAUGAUUUAAAAAGCAGAAUUUAUCCACCGCUUAUAGAUAUCAAUUACUAAAGGCAACACUAUUUAGAUAAGUUUUUAUGUGAUGUAUUUAUGAAUAAAAUAUUCUAUAAAAAGUAAAAAUAGUAGAUAAGUUAACUGCAUUUUGUAUUAUUAUAACUGUAUAAAUUCAUCAAUUAAUAUAUUGAUUAUGUUAAU